AAAAAAAAAAAAAAAAAAAAAAACCAAUAAAAAAAAAAAAAAAAAUAGCUACAAUAAAAAAAAACUAUGUCUACUCGUACUGUAAAAACUCAUAACAACCACCAUAAAGCCAAUUUUGUCAAAGGAAAUAACAAGGCUAAUUUUGUCAAUGCUCCUCCUUCUAUUUCUGUAAAGAAGCAACAACAUACCAUCCAGCAACCCAACAAGAAAAAGUUGCAGGCAACUCCCAACAAUAACAAUAAGCAUGGUCGUAAGAAGAUAGUAGAAGAAGUUGAAGAAGACUAUUACUACCAAACCCGAAAGAGUGAACAGGUGUACGCUGGACCUACCUUUAACAAUGCUCCUGCCCCAAGUGCACUUCCUAUCCCUGCCUUUAACGCCCGUGGUUCUCCUAUCAACUACCCUCAACCACUCUAUCAUGCCACUAACUCUUUCCAACAACAAUCCAUGGAUUUAAUGAACUUGAUUGCUCCUCAGAAAGUCAUUACUGCCUAUGAAUUGGAAAAGACUAACCUCGCUCUCUCCGAAAUUCAACGUGGUCUUCGUUCUAUGCUCAAGAUCGAAUCCUAAAAGAAUUUCCUCCCCUCCAAAAACAAACUUUAAAAGAAAAAAAAAAAAAAAACGAAAAAACAAAAACAACAAAAAAAGAAAAACAACAAAAAAAAAAAAAAA
Molecule: messenger RNA, 672 nt
Organism: Mucor mucedo
Lineage: Eukaryota; Fungi; Mucoromycota; Mucoromycetes; Mucorales; Mucoraceae
Exons: 2
Coding region: 67-570 (167 amino acids)
Source: RefSeq, a predicted model, not a curated record